AUGUCGUCCAAUUCGGACCUCACGCCUCCGGGGAGCAGCACGUAUGCCUCCAAUACAUUGCAUGUCGGAGAUGGAACAUGGGACUCGGGUCGCGAUACGUUUCUUCUGCCCAACUUGAUGGGCGUGAACUUUGAGACUAUGCGAUACAACGGCAUGGGGAACCGGUUCCGAGAUAUGCCCCAAUACCGCACGUUGAUAAUCGCUCAUGGUGUCAUUGCAACAAUUGUGUUCCUCGGUUUGGUGCCCAUAUCCGUCCUGAUCAUACGAUACUAUUCGCGAUGGAGCCCUUUCUGGGCUUUUAAACUUCAUGUCUGGUUCCAGGUUCUGACACUCUUACUGAGCACUGUGGUCUUUGUGCUCGGAUGGUUUGCAGUCGGGCCUGAGAGAAGUCUCACGAACCCUCAUCAUGGCAUAGGGCUAGCCAUCUACGUCAUGGUUAUUUUCCAGGUAUUAUGGGGGUAUCUCGUGCACAAGAUUGAGAGUAAGCGGAAAAGAUACCAUGUUCCGUUGAAGCUAGUUAUCCAUCGGUGGAUUGGUCGUGCUCUUGCGAUCUUAGGUCUAGUGCAGAUUCCCCUGGGACUCACCCUUUACGGCUCCCCAAAAUCCUUGUUCAUCCUAUACUCAAUAGCUGCUUUCGCACUUCUGGCAACAUUCUUCGUUCUCUCGUACCUGUACGAUUCUGAGGGAUAUCCCACAGGAAGUGAAUAUGACGCUCGGCACAGCUACGUUUCAGGCCCUUCAGGCGUGGAAGAUCGACGUCAUAGCAGCUUUGGCCGCAUGGCCGCGGCAGGAGCGGCAGGAGCGGGUCUGGCUGAGCUUUUCCGACGCCGUUCACGUCCGAAAGAACGUCACGAAGACUCCCAGAUGUCUUAUUCGGAAGACAAGUACUCCGAUGAGGAGUCACGCCGUGGUGGCUGGGGGAGCAAGCUUCUCAAACUAGGAGCUAUCGGUGGUGGUGCGCUUCUCGUUAAACGAUUAUUCGACAGAAGGCGCGAUCGAGAUAGUGAUACGGAAUCCGGUCGCUAUAGUCGCGCGCAUACACGAACUGACAGUAUGACGGAAGCCACAAUGAGUGGGUUGGAGGACGGACGACGGCCAGAACCAAGCUAUCAGACUCCUCUCAAUCGGCCACCAAGCAGACCGCCAAGCAGACCCCCCAGUAGACCACAAAGUCCGGGAUCGUCUUAUUAUUACAAUACAACAUAUCUGACUGAGCCAGAGCCACAGCCGUCUCAUGGAGUUCGUAACGCCUUGUUCGGUGCUGGAGCUUUCGCGGCUCUCCGGGGUCUCUUUAAGCGUCGGAAUAGAGAUGACGAGCAACGACGCGUGGAGGAGAUGCGCCGUCAUGAUAUAGAAGAGGAGAGAAUCGCUCGAGCAAACAGUAAGCGGCGAUAUACAGGAGACGGCUUCUACCCACGAAAGCACAGAAGGGCCGAUUCCUACACCGCUACCGAUCUCUCAUCGACUGACAUGACCCGCCCACCACGUGGGCCUCUGCACGGCGAAUCCGCUAUAUCUGCCGGCCCCGCGACACCUGGACCUAUGGACGUGCCACAUUCCGGUGCCCCUCCUGCCCCGCCAAUUCACCAAGAGCCAAUCUCAGAGAUGCCAACUCCUGUCCAGUCUCGACAUGAGCUGCCGGAGGUGGCCACUGGUCUGGCAGCCGGAGCGGCGGCCAUGGAUGCCUCGUCCAGCCAUCGCCGUCAGCGCAGUACAAGUAGACAGCGGGACGACCACGUGGAAUCUCCACCUGUCUCAGUCAAAGUGAAGAUGCACAAUGACGGCCGGCACGUCACUCUGAGGAGACUGACCGAGGAAGAAGCCGCCGCCAGUCGUGAAGCACGACGAAGGGAGAGGAGAAACUCACGUCGUCGCGCCGGAAGCGCGAGUUCUUUAUCGGGAAACGAAGGUGGCUACGAUCGAUGGCGCCGGGUGGAGGAACUCGAGCGUCAGCAGCAGGAACAAAUCCAACGUGAACAGCAGGCGGCCGCGGCUGCAGCCGGUUCUGCUGCUCCUCCGCCAUCAUUUGUCCCGCCCUCGAGUCACUUUUCUCCCCCACCUCCCCCUGUACCCUCCAGCUUGCCCUACGGCAGCAUCGGGUCUCCGGGCACAUUUACCGGCACCGAUGCCAGUGGCGACUAUGCAAACAAUCGCCGGCGAAGACGAGCGGAAAGAGCUCGAGCUCGGCAAGAAAGACAACAAAGUGUUGAUUUCACAUGA
This is a messenger RNA of Aspergillus fischeri NRRL 181, 2220 nucleotides long. RefSeq lists its product as uncharacterized. The transcript is spliced from 3 exons. NCBI's taxonomy places the organism in Eukaryota, Fungi, Ascomycota, Eurotiomycetes, Eurotiales, Aspergillaceae. Gene Ontology annotation, biological process: chromosome segregation. The coding region runs from base 1 to 2220 and encodes 739 amino acids. Gene Ontology annotation, cellular component: MIS12/MIND type complex. The record is from RefSeq and is a predicted model, not a curated record.